AUGCCGUUAUCGAAAUCUAUCUACGCAGUGUUACUGUCCUUGAGCUUUCUUUUUAGUAGAUCUCAAGGAUUUUUUGCAGGAAGAGAAAUCAUCGGCUAUCGAACAGUUACCGCAGAGGAAGCCGCGUAUCUUAAUGAGCAUAGAAAGCCACGCAGAGAUAAAGAAGACGAUGAAGCCGAAGGAAGCUGGAAUCAAAUAGGAAAUGGCUAUUAUAUAACACAAAGUGCCGAAAGCUGGGAAGAUAAUCCAGAGGAAAAUCACUGGCAUUGUAUUAUCGAAGCAGAUAGCGACAAGAUGAAUGAUGCGUCUAAAAUAUAUAUCCCGGAAUAUGAAACGUUUAUAGGCUGGGAUGAUGUGUAUAGGGAAAAGCAAUUAUGGAACUCCGGAGACGAAGCAAACGUCCUGGAAUACGUCGAGUCAUAUUUCCUAAAUCCCGACAAGACGCUGCGCUUUUCCUGGAUGUCAGAUUACGGGUGGAAUUUGAUAAUGGUUAUUCCCACUGAAAUGUUGAAUAACGAUGAUUUGGAUUUAUGGUCUAUAUGCUAUGAAAAACGGGAGGAUCAGUUGGAAUAUUCGAGAGAAACUAUUGACUGGGAGAAAUGGGAAAUCGAUGGACAGCUUGGGUUACCGAGCGCUACAAUGCUCGCUAGGAAAGCUUACGCUGAGUUUGGAGCUCACAACACUGAGAUUGCCCCCUCUGACGUUGGCAUUGGCGCUAGUUCAGUUGCGAGAACGGUCUAUGUUCAGCCUAAAGACCAUUCGGAUGGUCGCGGAGUCUAUCAAAAGUUCGGCUCUGCGAUUCAGAGAGUUGGGCUGAGGAUCUUUGGAAGGAGCCAAUUAAGCACUAGGGAUUCCACGUCCGAUCUCCAAGUAGCUCUUUCGUGUGCGGGAGCGCUCGCAUACCGGCAUCAAAAGACUGCUGCUGUUAUCAAAAAGAAUUGUCAUACCAUGGGGUCAAAUCUCUCUGACUCGACUCCAACCAUGGAACCUGGAGCCUCUCAACUCCACGAGUCUCCCGUUCAACAAUUUCGCGACUCACCUUUAUCUUCUCCCCCCGAGCAUACGGUCAUUGGUGUGCCUACUACCUCUUCAACCCCUUCUUAUACAGAUCUUGUGGCCAAUCUGGAGCCAAAUAUUAAUCAGAUUACAGCUAUGCCACUGGCAGUUUCUUCCGAGAGCGCUACAGCAGAGCUCUAUCCAGAUAUCGACAUCACUUCAGAGAUCGAUAUCACUUUAGAGAUUGAUAUCACUCCAGAGAUCGCCGCGCCAACCUUCACCUUAUUCGAAAAGCUGCCAUCAGAACUCCACCUCAAAAUUUGGCGUGAAGCAUCAGAAUCACCCGAAGAAGCACAAGCACCCAAGACUGUCCAGGUGACACUCACCAAGCCAACCCCCGACAGCCCCAGACCGAAAUUCAAAAUGUUGACACCCGUGCCUGCCCUUCGGCAUGUGUGCAGCGAAUCACGAUCUGUGGCUUUAGAGGGCUUUCAGCCUGCUUUCGUAACCAAGUGUGGCAGAGACGGCAAAGAGGAGGCCGCGAGAGAAGGUGACGUCUAUGUUCAUCCUUACCUUGACACUAUCGUCUUGAUUAUUCCGGAUUGGAUUCGCCAGUUUAACCAAUGGUCUCGUUUUGGCAAGAACCCUGCAGGGGUAACAAAGACAACAGCAACAGCAACAACAGCGACAAAGAGUUUCUGGGGUGACUCUACGCACUACUUCAGUCUGUUCGAGCUCUACCCAGAUGUGGAGGCAGAUGGAAAGAGGGGAAUUAUUGUGUGGCCUAAAUCCAUUCCUCGGUUUGGCACCCAGGAAGGAGACUGUGGAGCGCUGAAGGUGCCGUGCCUCUUCCCGGACUCUUGGGAUGGCUUCUGGGAUGACCUCUGCGAUCACAUCGAGGAAGAGCAGAGGCUCGACUUGGACCUGCCCAAGCCAGGCCGCUACGACUUUCUCUUCGCGAGGGCGUGA
Drepanopeziza brunnea f. sp. 'multigermtubi' MB_m1 is the source of this 1965-nucleotide messenger RNA. NCBI's taxonomy places the organism in Eukaryota, Fungi, Ascomycota, Leotiomycetes, Helotiales, Drepanopezizaceae. The record is from RefSeq and is a predicted model, not a curated record.